Molecule: messenger RNA, 6315 nt
Organism: Argiope bruennichi
Lineage: Eukaryota; Metazoa; Arthropoda; Arachnida; Araneae; Araneidae
Product: B-cell receptor CD22-like
Exons: 15
Coding region: 755-3892 (1045 amino acids)
Biological process (GO): cell-cell adhesion
Cellular component (GO): cell-cell junction
Molecular function (GO): cell adhesion molecule binding
Source: RefSeq, a predicted model, not a curated record
CUCGCCGGAUAGUCAGCAGUUCAACAAUCCGGGUGUUCCCUGACUGUUUCGCUCUACUACAGCUGGCUGUCUACCAGCGACGUCCCAUGUAUCGUUCCGAGCAAUGGUAAUGACUGUCUGUUUAGUAAUCGACAGCGGACUCCGUAAUGAACAAUUAAGACAGAAAGUGUCAUUUAUUAUAUCAUGCUUCCAAAGAGCAAUAAACUUUGCAUGAAAACUUUUCAAGGAUUGUGAUAUAAUUUAUCGCAGAAAAAUGUAAUCUGAUUCAUAAGAUGAACGAGUUACGAUACAAAGUGAGAUUUUAAAAAAACUAAUUACAUUCAAGUCUUUCAGACUGUUAAUCAAAAUCUGUUAGUGAUGUGCAAGUAUUGAUUUUUCUAAUGAAAACAAAACUUUAAAGCUAAUAAAACUGUACUGAGCUUGAAACGUUAAACCAGAAGGAAGUUGUAAGACGUUACACAAAGGUAUUACUGGUUUCAGACUAUCAUCAAAAACUGAUAUAACCGAAUUAACUUGGAUAACAUAAUAAAUUAUUUACAAACGAAUUUUCUAAGUGAAAGAGAACUAUUCAUUUGAAAACUUUCUUGAUUAGAGAUUCGUGCUGUUAUCUUUUUAAACAAUCCGUGCUUAUUACAUACUAUAAAUAACUGACAUACAAAACUUUUUCUGAAAAGUUAUUGUAACUACAUAUUUCAGAAACAUUUCAUCGAGAACUGAUAAAACUGAAGAAGUAUUAAAUGUUCGAUGAAUAAUCAUGAAUCUAAUUCAUGUAGUGUUCCAGCUCGUUUUGUUAUUCGUUCAUCAACACUGCAUCGCCAGCGUAGAAGCAAACUCUGAAAUUCUACCAGGUCGAGAGCACGUAGUAUUGGGUUUCAUCGGUGACUCAGCUGUGCUUCCCUGCGAAGUGGACCUCCCCAAUUGUGGUAAAGUCUACUUUAUUACCUGGACCAAGAACGUAUCUAAUGAGUGGAAGAGGGAGUACCUGUACAGUGACGGAGUGGCCCGGGCCAUGGGAGACUUCUCUGGCCCCGAAAGGGCCACUUUCUCCCUCAACAACCAUUCAGCACACUUGAGACUGCAUGGUCUGACUGUCCAGGACGAAGGCACUUACAAGUGCGAUGUCACUUAUGUUAGAGGGAAGUGUCCUUCACUGUCUUUUACGAGGCUUUAUACCUUGAUCACGCCUUCUCCCCCUGAAAUGGAAGUUGAAGGCAAGAAAGUCCGAAACGGUAGCACCGUUGGACCUUACGUCGAAGGCUCAACCUUCGUCCUCGAGUGUAAAUCAUCUGGCGGACGUCCAGCCCCGGAAGUGACGUGGUGGAAUGGAACGAAGCCUCUUCCGGUUAAAACCACAGUGGCACCGGAAGGGAAUGGGACCUAUUUUGUUACUUCGACUGCUCGCUUUGUCCUUUCUCGAUGGGAUCUUGGCGGGAAAGUGGAAUGUCGUGUUCGUAGUAAUGCCUCGUCACAUCCUGUGCAUCAAUGGAUCAAGCUUGACAUUCAUGUUCGCCCAGCAUCUCUACAUGUCAGGGGGCCAACAACACCUGUUGUUGCUGGAGAAAUGGUAUCUCUGACUUGUACCGUGGAAGGAGCCCGUCCCGCCGCCAACAUCACCUGGUACAACAGGUCCGAAGUUAUAGGACCUCAACCAAUGACGACAAUGGAUCUGAUGAGUGAUGGCACUUAUAGGACAGCCAGCUCACUGGUUCUCGUGGCUUCCAGAUAUGACCACAAAGGAGAAUUCUUUUGCAAAGGAAUCAAUGAAGUCCUUAGGAAGAGAUUAGAAGCUCCUCUCUUGCAAGCCACCACUCUUGAAGUCCUAUAUCCGCCAGCAGUUUUUGUGACACCAGACGGUACAGUCACCGUUCAAGAAUCAUCGACCGUUAAUAUAACAUGCGUUUUCGACGCCAAUCCACCGGAUGUAACUGAAAUUGUCUGGUACAAGGACGGCAGUCUACUGCAGAGAGAUACCACGCAGCGCCUAGAAACCACUAGGCACCCAUUAUCUGCAGUAUUAGCAUUGUAUAAUUUAUCCAGGCAAGAUUCAGGAGUCUACACAUGCCAUGUGAGAAAUGCUUUCGGCAGAGGCAACUCUACUACGUCUUCAGUACUCAAUGUUCUAUAUCCGCAAGUUGUAAGCUUGCACAUUUCCUCCUCAGUGGUUUCCGAAGGCGGCGAGAACUCAGCUGUUAGCCUCACAUGUGAAGCAAUCGACGGAAACCCACGGAACUUCACGAAUGUCCGAUGGUACCGAAACAAUGAACUCGUAAACGAGACCAAUGAGCCUGUGCUGCACAUUAAACAUGCAAACAGGCACCAUGGGGGCAAUUACUCUUGCGAAGGCCGCAAUGCCGCCGGAUGGAGCCUCAGGCCCAAGUCGGAGGAGUUGAUAGUGCACUACACUCCCGGACCUUCGUCGAUCCAACAACAACAAGACCUCGCAGUGAAAGGCAGAGCCGUCACGCUAGAAUGCAGAGUUCUUGAUCUAGGCCAUCCCCUUUCCACCAUGUUCGAAUGGCACAAAGGCGGCGUCCCCCUCAAUGAGACAGGACCUCUGCUACACCUGAAGCCUGUGACCGUAUCGACUCAAGGAAAUUAUUCCUGUGCAGCGGUGAAUGACAUUGGUCCUGGGCCUCCAUCCUACUAUACUCUAUCUGCCGUAGCACCACCGUCCUUCGUGAAGAAGCUGCCCGAGAGGGGUGGAGUGCUGCGGAACACCACCAACGUCCAGUUGUCCUGCCACGUGGAGUGCCACCCCCUCUGCGAGCUCGAGUGGCUUCGAAACAACGAGAGCCUAAGAGACUCGAUCGUGUUCGAGAGCAAGGUUGCCCACCACAGACCCGAUCCUCGAAGAAACCUCUUCAGUUCCAUCAGCUCCGUGCUAACCUGGAAUAUGAGUCUUCUACCGGUCAACAGUUUCGAUUACGCCACCUUCACUUGCAGGAGCUCAGGAAACGAGAUUGGAGCGGGAGUGUCCAGUACAAUGGCUUUCAGGGUGGAAUAUCCUCCUGAAAACAUCCAGAUAUCCGCCGUCCGCCUGGAAGUGAUGGAAGGUGAAAUUCUGGACGACCUGGUGUGCAGUGCCUCGGCACACCCAUUAGCAAAUUAUGAGUGGCGAGUGGAUGGCUCGGUUGUGGCCCGAGGACCCGUCCUCUCCUUCAAUUCGUCCUUGUCUCGAGCCAUGGGUGGAAACUAUACGUGUGUCGUAAUGAAUCGACAUGGCAUGGCGAGGGCUACAGUUUCCAUUACUGUAUUGCACCGACCUGUUUGUGAGAUGUUGAAGGAUUACACUGACGAAGGUAAUGUGGUGUUGAGUUGCCGUUCAUCAGCCAAUCCGGUGGCCUUCAACUUCUCAUGGUUCCGCAACAAUGACUCCAUUUUCAGCGAAACUCGGGAGUCCAAUCGCCAAGAAAGCAUCAUUGCUUUGUCUGGAAACAAUCCCAAUGUCUAUGGAAAAUAUUCUUGCAUCGCUGCCAAUGAAAUUGGAGCCUCGGAUCCUUGCUCAUUAGAUUUGACAGCUUUGCCAUCACCAGCGGGCUGGGUACAGCUGCUGCUUCAAGAGGAAAAUUUACUUAUCGUUGCCGGAAUUUCUGGAGGCAUUGGAGUCCUUCUAAUCAUUCUCCUUACAACUGCUGUUGCAAUCGUUCUAAGACGUCGGAUGAAAGCAAAUAGCAAAGAAGCUUUGCAAGAACGACAUCACCCUGAAAACGGAGAUAGAGCAGCCGACUGUACUCCCAUCGGUGCCUCCCCUUUACUUUCAGGACAUAGACAAGAUGACAGUCCAUUGUUGAGAAAAAAAUUUCCUGACCAUGAAUUUGUUUACCAUGAUCCAUCAAUGGAAAAAUCUAAUGGCAUCUACAGAAAUCAACAAGGCCGGAAACUUGCCGGAUGACAAAAGUUGUGCCGACCUGAAAUAAGGACCACUCUUAUGUAAAAGAUUGUAUAUGUCAAAGGACCAAGCGAGCUACGGGUAUGGAACCGUAUUUGCAAUUGCUUGUAUCUGUGUAAGCCUGCGUGCGUCAUUGUGCCACAAAACGCUCGAUGCCAGUCCAGUACAAUUGUACUGCAAAUGAUGGAAGACUUUGCAGUCUUUUCUGAUGAUUUGACAAUGGGAACAAUCAUAUGAUUAUCCUUCUGUGAAUUUUUUUCUCUGUGUGAAAACAUCCCAUCAAUGGACUGCAUCGCGUGUUGAUUUUUUAUGUGUAAAACUUCAUGUGUGUCUAUAUGUUACACGUGACAAUGAACUGAGCUUCUCCUGUGCAAUAUCAGUCGUUCGUUAUUUUAUUUAUUGUAUGUGAUCCUUCGUAUGCUUCGUUUAGCAAAUACUUUAGUAUGUGUUUCUGGAAUGUGCCACACGAAUUAUGCAGUAGUUUUUUAAUUUCAGUGAGAAUUUUCUGAAUCCAUAUGGUGAUUUGCUGAUAUGAACAAUUAAAGCUAUUACUUCAUAAGUAAAAUACUUUUGUGAUUCAGGUAGCAUAUUCUUUUACAGCAAAUAAUUCAUCAUUUUGCAAUGCUAUGUCAUUACAUAUGCAAUGCAUGGUCCAAUUAGUGAAAAUGGAGUCUUGAUUAUCUUAGAAUGUGAGACAAUGAAAACACAUAUAAAUGAUUUUGUGAAAAAAAAAAAAUAUAACAAACAGAAAUUCUAUCGCAUUUGAAAAGAAAAAUAUAUUGAUAAGCUGAAAUAUUUUUAAUUUUUAAGCAUAUAGUUAAAAAUAUUCAUGAAUUAUGGAAAUUCUGUUUAAUUUGUUUAUAAAUUAUUAAAACUUUCUACAUGCCCCAGUAAUAUCAUCCAUUUGAUAUUCAUAACCUAGUUUCUUUUGUUUUAUUAACAAAAAAAUUUCUUUCAUUUUUGAAAAUUAAAUAAUGUUAGAAAUAACUUAGAAUUACAUUUUAUUUAACUGAAUCAAAUAUAUACAAUUUAUAAAUCGUUUUAAGAAAUUGUACUGGACGGUUCUCUGAAGGAAGAGCUUUAAUUAUCUUGUCUCUUAGCAAUAAGUAAACAUAUAUCAGUCCUUGAAAAAUAAAUACUUAAAAUCAUAUAUGAAAUGCGUUUCAUGUACAGUAUUAUUCUACUGGAUGCAAUUAAGGUAUUUUCUCAUGACUGUUCAUUUAUUCUAAUGAAUGCAAAUUAUUCUCUCGAAUUCAUUUACUUAUUUGAGUAUAAAUUAAACUCAAAAUUGGAAUUUAAAAGUUUUUUAAAAGUCAAUUAUAAUGUUUAAACAGUUGCAUGAAUAUGAAAUUUUGAUUUAUAUAUAAGUUAAUAUAAAAUAUGUAGUGAAAUUCUAAGCUUCAUUCUUUUUUAAAUUCUGUGGAAGUAUAAGACCACUUUUUUGUAAAAUUCGAACUUCUUUUAAAAAGAAAUAUUGUAUAUUUAAGUGAAUUCAAAAAUGUAAACAAUAAUAAUCUAGAUGAAAAUAUGAUCAAAAAUAAUAAUUAAAUUUUUGAAAUCACUUUCUAUAUCAAGUCAGAUAUGUGACUGUAUAGUUGAAUUAUUGAUCACCAUUUUUGUAAUGAUACUGAAAUCUUACUUUUAAAGUAAAUAAAUUAUUGCGAAAAUAAUUGCAAAGGCCAAUGUUGUAUCUCAAAGAUAUUGAAAAGUCAUUGAGCAAUAUAAAUUUACAAGAAUGUAACCCUGAAUGUUGAAAUUGUAUUUUUCUAAUGUUUGUAUAGCCUAAAAAAAUUGUUCAGUUCAUAUAAAUAUCUUCACAUGGUAGAGCAACAAAAAGGAUGUUUCUAGUAGUUUUUAUGUGGAACAUUUUACAUAUGUGUCACUACACUAUAGCUUAUUUAAUUUUAUGUGAUAUCCCUUCACACUUGCUGCAAAAAUCCUUUGCCGUUUUAAAAUAAACUAAGAGACAGCGCAAAAAAUAUAUUGCAAAAAAUAAGUGGAAGAAAUGAUAAAUAAACGAACGAAUGGAAUGAAAACAAGAAAUUGCCGAACUAGAAUCUAGGCUUGUAUCCAACAGACAUCUGUGUUGCUUUGAGCAGUUGUUUCAACCCUUUUGAGUGAAGUCAAAAACAAACAAAGCGAAAGAAAGGAAGGGGAAAACAAAAUCGAUUUAGGAAGAAUUCUUCUCUCGCAGCUGCAACUCUACGUUCGUUACACCACUGGCCUUGGGCUCCUUGGAAAAGACCAAUCAAUAAUUUUCUUUUUUUAUUUCUGCUGUGUUUCUUCGCAAGUUGUGAUCAAUUGGGUGGCUGAGAAUGAUAUCACGAAUGUCCAGAAAAAGACACGUUUACGGAAUGAAUGUGCUUGUUGGGCUAAUGAUAAAAGACUGUAACAAUCGCUGAUGAAUAAAUAUUGUUUUAUGUUCA